This is a messenger RNA of Sceloporus undulatus (fence lizard), 438 nucleotides long. Its product is annotated as lysozyme C-like. The coding region runs from base 1 to 438 and encodes 145 amino acids. Lineage: Eukaryota; Metazoa; Chordata; Lepidosauria; Squamata; Phrynosomatidae. Gene Ontology annotation, molecular function: lysozyme activity. The record is from RefSeq and is a predicted model, not a curated record. The transcript is spliced from 4 exons.
AUGAAAGCUUUAGCUUUCAUUCUCUUCUGCCUCUUUAUUGCAGUAAGCGAAGGCAAGAAGUUUGACAAAUGUGAACUGGCCAAAUUGCUGAAACACAAUGAAAUGGAUGGAUACUUUGGUUAUAGCCUGGACCUCUAUAUGUGUAUGAUUUAUCAUGAGAGUGGCUAUGACACCAAAGCUGUGAAGAGACCAAACCAAGAUGGGACUGUCAACUAUGGGCUUUUUCAAAUCAACAGCCGCUUGUGGUGUUCUGACGGGAAGAACAAAUCAGCCAACAACUGCAAAAGUUCAUGCAAUGCUUUCAUUAAUGAUGACAUCAGAGAUGAUAUUAAAUGCCUUAAAAAGGUUAUUCGUCGCAAGAUGAGUCCCUGGUCACCUUGGAGGAAGAAAUGCAGACCAAACAAUGUUACAGGAUGGACUCGUGACUGCAAAUUGUGA